AUGACCCCUAAGCUCUGGACAUCACCACUCUCGUGGAACUGCCUGCGACCCGAGCUCGUGCUGGCCGAGAAAGAUAUUGACGACGUCGAAAGGAUCCCUGCCGACCUCAUCGGGGGGAAGCACAAGGCUAAGUUCCGCGAGAAGUCCAUCUUUGGGAGGGUCCCACUGCUGGAGGACGGCGACGCGGCGAUCUUCGAGUCUCGCGCGAUCGCCCGCUAUCUGUGCUUGAAGUAUGCGGACGUCGGCCCGAAGCUGAUGCCUGAGCGUUGCGAUGCUGAGACAAGUGGCGUCUGGGAGAUGUGGUUGGCUCUCGAGGCGGUGGAGUUCGACGUCCACGUCGCGCCCGUCAUCGCCGAGACGCUCAUUCGACCCGCGUUGGGAAAAGAAAAGGACGAAGCCGUCCUCGCAAGACACAAGCCGAAACUCGCCAAUUGCCUGGACGUGCUCGACAAGGCGCUGUCGAAGAUGCCGUACAUGGGAGGAGACGAGUACAGCCUCGUCGACAUCUUCUACAUGCCGUGCGUCUUCACCGUGACGCGAUGCCUUGAUCCUUUCGAGGGCAGACCCAAUCUGAAGCGGUGGUGGGAAACCGUCUCUGCUCGCGAGGCGUGGAAGAAGACGGUCAAGCCGCUUGAUGAUGGAUAUAGCCAGGCCAUUCCGGGGUGGAACAAGUAG
Molecule: messenger RNA, 675 nt
Organism: Cladophialophora psammophila CBS 110553
Lineage: Eukaryota; Fungi; Ascomycota; Eurotiomycetes; Chaetothyriales; Herpotrichiellaceae
Exons: 3
Coding region: 1-675 (224 amino acids)
Cellular component (GO): cytoplasm
Molecular function (GO): glutathione transferase activity; glutathione binding
Source: RefSeq, a predicted model, not a curated record